This is a messenger RNA of Rhincodon typus (whale shark), 3918 nucleotides long. RefSeq names its product EYA transcriptional coactivator and phosphatase 4 (gene eya4). NCBI's taxonomy places the organism in Eukaryota, Metazoa, Chordata, Chondrichthyes, Orectolobiformes, Rhincodontidae. Gene Ontology annotation, molecular function: protein tyrosine phosphatase activity. The coding region runs from base 150 to 1817 and encodes 555 amino acids. The transcript is spliced from 17 exons. Gene Ontology annotation, biological process: multicellular organism development; positive regulation of DNA repair; cell differentiation. Gene Ontology annotation, cellular component: nucleus. The record is from RefSeq and is a predicted model, not a curated record.
ACAGACUGUGCUCUUCUGUGUCUGAAAUCAGUUUUUCUCCUUUAGGGCUUUGGAUUGUUUUGAGAACCUGACUUCUACUUUCAUUGUAAUAACAGGUGAAGAAAACACAGCCAGAUUCAGAUGUUACAGAGCCUCAGAACACCAGGUCUAUGGAAAUGCAGGACCUAGCAAGUCCGCACAAUCGAGUGAGCAGUAGUGAUACUUCUGCUGGCUCAAAACUGGACAAGGCCAACCUGAGUAACACUUCAAUUAUAUCAAAUGGAACAGCGGUAAUAACAAGUAGUGGCUACAGUCCAAGAGGAAUACACCAAUACUCACCACAGCUCUAUCCUUCCAAGCCAUACCCACACAUUCUUUCCACACCAGCAGUACAGUCAAUGACAGCUUAUGCUGGACAAACCCAGUAUUCAGGAAUGCAGCAGCCAGCAGUCUAUGCUGCGUAUUCUCAAACAGGCCAGCACUAUGGAUUGCCCGCUUAUGGAAUUAAGACAGAAGGAGGACUUCCGCAAGCACAGUCUGCAUUGCAAACAGGAUGCCUUAGCUACAGUCCAGGAUUUGCUGCACCCCAACCAGGCCAGACAGCAUAUUCCUAUCAGAUGCAAGGAUCUAGUUUCACGCCAUCUCCUGGUAUUUAUGCAAGCAGCAACUCUGUUUCCAAUUCAACAAGCUUCAACAGUUCCCAUCAGGAUUACCCUUCCUAUACAGCGUUCGGCCAAAACCAGUAUGCACAGUAUUAUCCCACUUCAACAUAUGGCACAUAUAUGACCUCAAAUGAUACUGUUGAUGGUACCUCUUCAGCGUCAACAACUUAUCAGCUACAAGAUCCUUCCACUAUCACUGGUCAACCAGCCACAGAUCUUCCUGGAGGGGAGUUUGAUACAGUGCAGAGCCCAUCAACACCAGUCAAAGACCUGGAUGAGCGAACGUGUAGGAGUUCAGGGUCAAAGUCACGGGGAAGGGGAAGGAAGAAUAAUCCAUCACCACCUCCUGACAACGACUUGGAGCGAGUAUUUGUCUGGGAUCUCGAUGAGACAAUCAUCAUUUUUCAUUCUCUGCUCACAGGAUCGUAUGCGCAAAAGUAUGGUAAGGAUCCACCUAUAGCAGUUACACUUGGACUUCGAAUGGAAGAAAUGAUUUUUAAUCUGGCUGACACACAUUUAUUUUUCAAUGAUCUAGAGGAAUGCGAUCAAGUACAUAUAGAUGAUGUCUCCUCUGAUGACAAUGGACAGGAUUUAAGUACCUACAGCUUUGCAACAGAUGGUUUUCAUGCAGCUGCCACCAGCGCAAACCUCUGCUUAGCAACUGGUGUGCGAGGAGGUGUUGAUUGGAUGAGAAAAUUAGCCUUCCGUUAUAGACGUGUAAAAGAAUUAUAUAACACUUACAAAAACAAUAUAGGAGGACUACUUGGUCCAGCAAAAAGAGAUGCUUGGCUUCAGCUAAGGGCUGAGGUUGAGGCUCUGACAGACUCCUGGCUGUCAAAUGCACUUAAGUCAUUGUCAAUCAUCAGCUCCAGAAGUAACUGUGUUAAUGUUUUGGUAACUACGACGCAACUUGUGCCAGCACUUGCCAAAGUCCUAUUAUAUAGCUUAGGUGGUGUUUUCCCUAUUGAAAAUAUAUACAGUGCAACCAAAAUAGGCAAAGAAAGUUGCUUUGAACGAAUUAUGCAAAGGUUUGGCAGAAAAGUAGUAUAUGUUGUUAUUGGGGAUGGUGUAGAAGAAGAACAGGCAGCAAAAAAGCACAAUAUGCCAUUCUGGAGGAUAUCGAGCCACUCUGAUCUGUUGGCUUUGAAUCAAGCACUGGAACUGGAAUACUUGUAGUUGCCUUGAGCAGUACAGCCAGAGAUACAAUGUUAACAACCUACAUAGGAGUAUAUGAAGUUUCCCUCUGUGAUCUGCAACACCUCUGGCUUCCACGUUUGUCUUAAGAAAUGAAGAGAUAUGAUUUGUCAUGUGAGGCUAUUGUGAAUUCAAACUGCUGAACAGUGACUGGUACAUUAAAACUCUGCAUAAGGAACUAUGUUGGUCUUAGGAAAUAUUGUUCAUUAUAGAUAAAGUGCAAGUUGUGUGUAUUUUACAACUCUUCAAGUGAUUAUACAAUGCCCAGGAUGCUUGAACAGCUUUUACAAUGAACUAGUUCUUUUAAGAAACAAGAAGCUGCUACCAAUGCAUCCGGCAUGAAGUUGUUCAACGGCAUUCCUUUGCCAUUGGAUGUUCUCAAUAAUGCAGUGUUUUAGCAAACUUUAGUCUGCUUAUCCAAGCUGAACCUGCAUUUAAGGUGCACUGGGCUACAUUGACAAUCACAUCUAGACCUGCAGUUUGUGUAACUUAGUUACUGUGAGAGCUUACUCUAAGUUAGCAGCUGUAUUCAAAAAUGUAAUGCUUUUGUGGGGAUAGUCACUUUUUGUAAAGCUUGACAAGGAGAAUAUACAUAAACGAUGUGCUGUGCCUUAAAAUAAGACAGUGUUGGUGUGUUACAAUGUAACUUCUGUUCCACAAAUGUAUAGAUAAACUCUUUGUGAUGAUUAAUUUUUUGAAAUGACCAAAUUAUUAAAAGAAUCAGAAAUAAAAGAAUUCUGCGUUGUGUAAGCAGAGAAGAAUUGUUCCGGACUGUUGGUCUAAACAGGAAAUUAAAAAUUGGAGAGUUUUUGUCUUUUUACUUGGACUUUUAGUGUUUUAUUGUAAAUUACAAUUCUUAAUGAUAUCCAGGAGAAACAUUUUAAUUUAAACUGUGAGGUAAUCUAUUUUAGUCAUUAAGAAACAGCUUGACACUUUUUGAUAUUAUGCUUGUCUUUACCAUUUCUGGGAAGUUUCUAAAAGAACUUUUGGUUUGGGCACUUAUUUGAUUUCAUGCUAGUUCAUAUUUUCUUUAAAUCUGAAAACUAUAAUACCAGGAAUUCACUCACUUUAUAUAAGCUCUAUCCCAAUCCACGUCCUGUCUCCCCAUUUGAUGUAUCUAUGAAAAAGCGGAUGUUUGGGUAAGGAUUUUGAACACGUUUAAGGGCUUAUUGCAUCUUAGAAAGUGUCCAGUUUUCAUUGACUAAUUCAUUCUACAAAUUACAUAAAGUGAAAAGUUAUCUAACAUCUCAACCUAACGUUGCAAAUUUUUUCUAAGCCUGUAUUGUAGUUCCUAAUGUAUAAUACACCAAUCAAAUUCAUUUUAAUAACUUGUUUAAAGGAUAGAGACCUUUAAAUAAAGCUGAUGUUAAAAGCCUUUAAACUAAGUUCGUCCUCUACAGAAUAAAUGCAAAUGUUCAUUAUAUAUUUUUACAGCAUAUUGGCAGACAGGGGAAAGAAAUCUUAAGGAAAAGGACAAGAUUUUUUUUCAGUAGGAUUGCAUUAUCACAUACCAAAAUUUUAUUUUGUAAUGAACUAUUUUUCUAAGUAUAUAAUUAUGGCUUGUGCAGCAAUCCAAUUUUAGUUUUGUUAUAUGCCCCGAAUACCAUAUUAUAAACUUGUACAUUUAAUAUCGUGUGCAAUCAACAUCUUCACUGUGUAGCAUGGAAAUAUCCUUUAUGUCUUUAAGCUGACUGUAACUCCUCCAAGGAAACCUGAGCACAGUUUCAAGAGUUAAAGUACUAACAUUCUGAUCUCUCCAUCUCAACUCCCUUCCCACAUUAGAAAAAGAGAAAAGCAAACUGCACACAAUAGAUUAGUUAUUCUGUCAAUAUGCUGUAAAUACAAUUUGUCCUCAGCUCUGUGUGUGAUUUACUAAAGGGUAUAUUCAGAGAAUGCACAUAACAUUGAUACGCCACUCUGAUUUGUUAGACUUUCUUCCUACAGAUUUCAAUACUGGGGCUAUGGAAUAAUAAGUAUUGGCCACUCAGCAACAUUUUAGUGGUAACAGUAUACUGUUCAUGUUUUUUUUAUUUAUUUUGAUUGUGCUUUUUGAACAUUAAAAUCAAGUCUUGUGGAAAUUUAA